AUGUCUCCACCCCUCGCAGACCUGUAUGAACAAGCCACCCAAAUCAACUACGUCCGCUACACGCGGUUGGUGUACAAUCUCGGCCGGUGGACUUUGCCAUGGCUUCUCCAGACUAUCAACAUUGCCACCGCUCUCAAUGGGAUCUUGGUUAGGGUGCUCCUGGGCGCUAACAGCCUCAACCUGCUCGUGUCCGCCCAUAGCUGGGCCGACGUCCAGCAACGCGCGGAGAAGCUCGCCGUUCUGAACCUAUUGCCGCUCGAUACGGGCCUGACAUUUGGCCUCCCGGCUCAUCUGCGCGGAAUCCGCCGCUCUGCCGUUGUGUGGUCGCAUCGCUGGUUUGGGCGGGUGAUGGCCGCCCAUUCCCUGCUUCAUGGAGCCAUUUCCAUCGCCAAAGCGGCCUCUCUCAGGUAUGACUGGGUUUCCUUACUGGGCAGCCCACCACGUCACCCCUCGACGAUGAUGACUGUGACCCAAUGGCGAUAG
This is a messenger RNA of Aspergillus welwitschiae, 483 nucleotides long. RefSeq lists its product as uncharacterized. NCBI's taxonomy places the organism in Eukaryota, Fungi, Ascomycota, Eurotiomycetes, Eurotiales, Aspergillaceae. Bases 1 to 483 code for a protein of 160 amino acids. The record is from RefSeq and is a predicted model, not a curated record. The transcript is spliced from 3 exons.